AUGGCUUCUUCUGCAUCCCCCGAGAUACCCUCAUCCAUCUUGAUCGUCGGCAGCGGCGCAUUUGGACUUUCCACUGCCUAUUCAUUAUGUCAAAACCCGCGGUACAAGGACACUUCGAUUACUAUCAUAGACCGUCAGCCUUUCCCUACGCCUGAUGGCUCGAGUAUUGACACUUCACGAAUCAUCCGUCCUGAUUAUGCUGCCGCACGCUACACCCGUCUCGCAACCAUUGCGCAAAACCGCUGGCGAACCGACUUUGCGACCGAACACUACCAUGAGGUCGGUCUAUGUGUGACAGCUUGGGGUCCAGAGCAGAAGUACGUUUCCGGAUCACUCGCAAAUGUCCGCGCGAUCGGAACAGACAAAGUAGAAGUGCUCAACUCGCCGGAGGACAUACAAAAAGCAUGUGGUCUGGAAGGCAAAGACCCAUGGGGCAACGGCAGCACCGGAUACGUGAAUUGGAGUUCAGGCUGGGCAGAUGCAGAGGGCGCGAUGAUGUGGCUGAGGGAGAAGGUCGAGAAGCUGAACAGGGUGAAGUUUGUCACGAAGGCCGUGAAGAAGCUGUUGAUUGAUCACAAAACCAACACCGUCUCCGGCGUGCGAUUCAACGACUCGAGCGAACUCAAGGCAGACCUGACGAUGCUAGCGGCAGGCGCAUGGACGGCGUCGCUCAUCGAUCUCCGAGGCAUCUGCAAAGCGACUGGGCAAGCUCUGUGCUACAUGCCCAUCUCCAAGGAGGAGGAAGCGAAAAUGUCUACGCGGCCGACUAUCCUGAACCUCUCCCAUGGCUUGUUCAUGAUUCCGCCUUCCAAGCGCCUCCUCAAAGUCGCCCGUCACGGCCACGGCUACCUCAACCCGACCACGAUCCCACAUCCGGAGUCCGAGGACCCCAACGAGACAAUCACCAUCUCCCUACCAUACACACAUGUCGACGACCCAUCACAGGCAGUCCCAGUCGAGGGCCAGCGCCAAUGCCGAGACUUCCUCGCAGCCAUACACCCAUCCCUCGCCGCACCCUCGCGACCAUUCACCAAAUCGAAGAUUUGCUGGUACACGGAUACUAGGGAUGGCGACUUUUUGAUCUCGUACCAUCCUAAGUACAAGGGAUUGUUUUUGGCGACGGGUGGCUCGGGACAUGGCUUCAAGUUUUUGCCUGUUAUUGGCGACAGUAUUGUGGAGUGUAUAGAAGGCAGGACGCCGGAUGACUUCAAGGGCCGAUGGGAAUGGCCAGCUGAGCGGGUAUCGGAAGAGCAGUGGGCUGGUGAUGGAAGUCGUGGUGGACCUGUUGGUAUGAUUUUGGAAGAGGAGAUGGCGAAGAGUAGAGGGAAGUUGUAA
Alternaria burnsii is the source of this 1335-nucleotide messenger RNA. Its product is annotated as sarcosine oxidase. The transcript is spliced from 2 exons. Lineage: Eukaryota; Fungi; Ascomycota; Dothideomycetes; Pleosporales; Pleosporaceae. Bases 1 to 1335 code for a protein of 444 amino acids. The record is from RefSeq and is a predicted model, not a curated record. Gene Ontology annotation, molecular function: proline dehydrogenase activity; sarcosine oxidase activity; L-pipecolate oxidase activity.